Xyrauchen texanus (razorback sucker) is the source of this 1199-nucleotide messenger RNA. RefSeq lists its product as uncharacterized. Lineage: Eukaryota; Metazoa; Chordata; Actinopteri; Cypriniformes; Catostomidae. Gene Ontology annotation, biological process: response to bacterium. The record is from RefSeq and is a predicted model, not a curated record. The transcript has 5 exons. Bases 64 to 933 code for a protein of 289 amino acids.
UUAUCAGUUCAAGAGGGAGAUACUGCGAUACUGUCUUGUUUCAUUCGAAAAGAACAUGUUAGCAUGGCAAUGUGGUACAAGCAAGUUAUUGGAGAAGAACCACGUGCAAUUGCUUCCUCGAUUCACCGUUUCUCAAAAAAUACAUUUUACAAUGAAUUUGACAACAAUCAUUUUGAUGCAUCACGAGGGAUUGACAGUUUUAAUCUGACGAUUAUAAAGACUGUACAAUCAGAUUUAGCCACAUACUAUUGUGCUAUCUCUUUCUCUAACAUCAUCACAUUUGGAGAUGGAACUCAUUUGGUUAUCAAAGGGGCUGAAAUGACCAAACAAACUACUCUACAACCGCUCAUGAUUGAACCUAUUGAGUCAGAGGCUAAUGCUCCUCUACAAUGUUCAAUCCAAAAAAAGAUACUGGCUGGUGGAGAUGAGCAUCGUCUCUACUGGUUCAAACAUGACUCUGGAGAAUCUUAUCCAGGAACCAUUUAUAUGCAAGGAAACACAAGUGAUCCAUGUGUGAGGAACUCUGAAGCUGACUGUCUUCCACAAAACUGUUUGUACAACCUCCCGAAGGAGAAGUUCAGUCCGUCUGAUGUUGGAAUUUACUAUUGUGCUCUGGCCACAUGUGGGGAAGUUUUAUUUGGAAACAUUUCUAAAGUGACUGAGAACAACUCUAAGAGCCAGAACAUACAACUGUUCAUUCUCAUGGCACUUGCAUUAGCACUGAUAAUAAGCCUUACCAUUAAUAUUCUAAUCUGCUGCAAGAGGAGAAAUGGUAGCACGUAUCAACAAAUCCAUAAUGUUGAUGAUGAUGAUGUGUCAACAAUUCAGUAUGAGGAAGUGGAUUUUGCAGCCUUCACCAACAAAUCUCAGCAUAUACAGGCUACUGAUGAUGAUGAUGCAUUUAUAAGAAUGAAUCUGGUGUUCAGGUGUUAAGGGGAAGAUCAGCAUUUAGUCAACAUUCAACUUCAGCUUGGAAACAGCUCUUAAAUCAGCUGAUUUAGUUUAACCAUCAGUUUUGGUAUCAAAAGGCUUGAGAGCUUUUGUCAUUUAUUUAGUUUUGAACAGUAGCAAAAAUGAAAUGUAUAUAUUUCUAUUUGAUUUAUGAAUGUAAUAAACAGUUAUAGCUACAAAUAUUUUCCAAAAUGAAAAAAAAAAAAAAAAUGAUUCUGUAAAAGCUGUAAAUUAAAGUGGUUUGUCUG